AUGCCCGUUCCCAAAGUGGAUCCGGGAGUGCUGCACUUGGAGCAUGAAUUGCGCAGAGAGCUUUCCGAAGCAUUGGAGAUGCGCUUGUCACCAAUCUUGGCACGCUUGAAUGCCUUGGAAGCGCACCUUGUACAGAGCACGGAAGAGGAUGGACUAUUGGCCAGCAGCCGAGGGACUGGGAGAAACACAGUCCCCACUCACAGCCAUUUCGAUGAAGCUGCGCGUCCGCAGGCAGAAGCACUGGACAUGGAAUCGAUUCUGCUACCACCUGUGCAAGAAUCGUCGCCAUCUCAGGACCCAUGUGAACGCGUACAUGUUGGGGAAACCGUGUGGAACUUUGUUCUUGUGAUCGGCCUGUUGGACUGUGGCACCAUGGACACGUUGAUUGCUUUUGCCCUCAUGGUUGGCAAUGCAAUGAUGCAGGCCUUGUUCUGCAUCGCCAUCAUGUCACCAGAAUUUCGGGGCACUGCCUUUGCCUCGCAGCUCGCUGUUGCGAAGAAGUGGCGCUUGGGCGUGGGCCACGAUUCGACCUACAUGGACAGCACGCCUACCAGCCUCGUUGCUCGGGUAUGUGGCAGUGAUGAAACACUCAUUGUUGCAAACUCACAGGCGACUUUGGUGCGUGACAUCACCGCCUAUUUGGGCUUUGACAAUGCAGACGGGAGCUCCUGGUUUUCACCUGGGGCUCUCCUGAGCACGUUGUGCAUUCUACACUGGUGUCUUUACAUCUUUGAGGAGAUUCGGAGCAUUUGCUCGACGAUGCACGCAAUCUCCAAUGUGCCACGGGAUCAGAAAAGCGAGAUGCGAGGAGGUCGCUUGAUACACAUCUCGUACUUCCGCUUUCUGUCAUACUUCCUGCUGACGGUGAUCCGGUCGUGCAUCGCUGCCGUGCUGCUCUAUGCAGGCGUUCUGUGGUUGGCAGGGACAACCUCGAUUGCUUCGUUGAUGGUGAACAGUGUAGCACUGGCGGCAAUAAUGGACAUCGACGAAAAGAUUUUCGCGGCACUCAUGCCCCGGCAGAUUCAAGUGGAAAUGGAUGGUUUGCAACCUUUCACUGCGACUUACAGUCGCAGAUCCAGCCAAGUGGAAUCAAUGCUGUUGAGCGCGGUGACCGCAGGUCUGCUGGCAUGGUCAUUCGUGUUCCUUAUCCACCCGCUGAGUCAAGAUAUGCGAGACGUGAAGGAUGAGUAUUGCGGUGGUAACCAAGACUUCGUUCUCAAAAGCAACGCAGAUGUUCAACUUUCAGUUGCCAUUGGAACAGUUCCCUAUGGGGAAGGAGGGGGAGAUUUGACGCUGAACAAUUUGGCGGUGCAUGAAAUGCUGCACGAGGUCCAUGAGAACGGCUACCUGAGAUACACAGUCCUUGCUCAAACUCUCCGCGAUUUCGACAGGUGGUCUAGAGGGACAAUCAGUGAUUGGGGCAUUGCUAUACUUCAUGGCUGCACCCAGUGGGAGGGCAGCAGCUUCCUCGUGGCUGUGGCAGUUUCUCUCGGCUACGAGCCGAAAUCAGGCUAUGCGUGCAAUGACUUUGCGAGCGAUUGCCUCCGCCCAGAAGCGCGGCUGCUGCGGAUGCUGUGCCCGAAAACUUGCGGCUGCAAUGAUCCCAGCCUUCCCUGGUUCCGGGUGUCCACGUUAGGCUGUCCGCAACCUUGCCUGGAUGACGCGAAGAAAGCAUCUGCCAAGGUGCCGUGCAAAGACACGACUGUUGAUUCGGCAUGGCAUGAAGCCUGGUCGUCAUGGCCACAGAUAUGGCUGACGCAAUUCAAUGGCAAUCCGAAAACUCGUGCCGGCCAAGAUCGCUUAGCCGUACUGAACAACAUUUCACGGCGAGCCCGUGAGAAUGGAUGCAGUGCCGUCGCAAACCUGGGCUUGCCCAAAGGAAUACCGUUCAAUGGGGACUCUGUUUGCCAGGGCUGGAACAUGCUCAUCUCUUCCGUGGCAAAUCUCUGCCCUGAGACGUGUGAAUGCACGAAGCCCGAGUAUGCUGCGGACCCACAGCGUGGCUGCCCACGCAGCUGCGAAAGCCUUGCCCGGACAGAAGCUCGCAUCCCGAAGCAGGCAAGUGAAGCCAUGGCAAUCACGGCUGCCAAGCGAAGGCAACUGAGUGAGGAGCUUAUUGAACGAGCUGCAGCCGGUCGGCACCAAGAUGUUGCAAAGCUCCUCGAGGAAGGGGCAGAUACCGAGUUCGCAGACCGGAAUGGUUACACGGCGGUCUCUGAGGCUGCCAUGUCUGGCCAGACGGUGGUGCUAGGCCAGCUGCUGCGAGCCGGGGCGGACCCGAACAAGCCGGCAAAGGACGGCCGAACGCCGCUCCAUCGAGCCGCCUUCCACGGCUGGAUGCCGGCUUUGAAGCUUUUGCUGGAGAACGGCGCGGAUCCCUCUUUGGCAGACAGUGAUGGGAAGACACCAGCUGAGGUGUCGAAGAAAGUGGCAGUGCAAGACUUGUUUGCUAGCUUCAGCGACGAGCAAAUUCAGGAAGCGAUUCGGUCUCAGAAAGAGAAGAUGGCCCAACGUCCACGCUAUGAUGAUGAUAUCUCGUUGAGCAAGCCAGCACCGGCACCUGAGGCUGCCGAAGUCCCGAAGAAGACACGCACACCAAAGACGAUUUACUACAAGGACAGGGCAGCGAACAACCAGGCCGACACAGGCGGCACUGACCAGGGUGGCACAGAAGAUCAGAAGCAGUUUCUCGAACUCCAUCCUACCUUAGACAUCAUUGCCCAGCCUGAUGGGUAUGCAUCUCGUCCCGGAAAGGCCGGAGGCUACAAGGAUGACGUUCGGCUGCAAGGCGGAAGCCUAAUUGUCGAAACCUCUGAGGGGCUCUUCGCAAGCGAGGAGGUCGGGCAGAAGGUCUCUGAGAGCCCAGAGCAGAAGGCCGCGCUUUGGUUGCAGAACGUGGACGUCGACGUGCCGUUGGACAUGCAGGCCAUCCAAGCCGCAAAGGUGAAAGCUCAGGAGCAUUUCAACCAAGGCAGCGUCAGCGAUGCUCGACGAGUCACUACGGCGGCGAUCCGUGCCGGUGAGCUCCUCCUCGCGAGGGACAGCGCGCUCGAGGAGAAGGCCAACGAAGACUUGCAAUCCUUGCUGGGCAUCCUGCAUUCCAACCGCAGCCUCUUGCUGACACACCAGAUUCAGGCAGGAGACGAGGAGGUCUUGCAGUUCGGUCCCGAUGCUGCUUGGAGCUUGGUGGUCAUGGACACGAAUGCGGCAUUGAUGGGUAAUCCCUCCAACUUCAAAGCUAGCUUUCGGCGAGCACGCGCUUUGUUCGAGCUGGGAGAGCUGGAUCAGGCGAUGGCUGAUGCCACACUUGUGGUGGACCAUUAUGCUCGCAACACACAGGUCUCUAAUCCGGAGGCGGUUGCAUUGCGGCAGAGCAUCAUGGAUGCUUUGAAGAAGGAGCGUGCAAAGUGGGGUGACAAGGGAGGGCCACGCUGGAACCGGCUUGUGAACGACAGUGGGGCAUUGAUCUCUGAGGUUGCGAUUCCUCUUGAUGAUCCGCUUUGCAAGCGUUUGGAGUCUGCGAAGCCCUUGGAUCUGACUGCCAAUCCGAGGGUGCAGGAGAGCAGAAAUGAGGCCGAGACUGCCCAGACGAGGCAAGCCAAGCUGCUGGGCAAUGAGCGGAGGAUAUCCAUCCUCUCGAUCACAGUUUCAGGUGCGCGAGACGCCUGCAACGGCAGCUACAAGUUCGAUGGCCUUCACCAGGGAAAGCCACUCUUCAAGUCUGACACUGGGGCCAUCAUCUACUUCCAACGGUUCUGGAAGAUGAAUGCGGCCUACAGGACGAGCUCUUGGAUGUACAGCCUUCCCGACAGCCGGACGGCCUUGCCGCCAGAAGGCGAGUGGACGCGCGAAGGGUCGGUGGAGAUGACCUCGGGAUCCGCACCGACGGUGACCUUUGUGGACGAGUGUUUCAAAAGCCUCGGAGAGCAAGGCAGCUCCUUGAGACUAGAAGGAGGUCGCACAGUGCUUAAGCGUGAGGAGAACAAGAGCUGGCGCUGGAUCGAGCUUCCUGUUUUCGAGCAACGCCCCGGCACACCUCCGGCGGCUCAGAAAGAAGUCGCGGAGGAGCAGGUCCCGCAAGCCGCUCUUCCCUCUUUGGAGGAGCUUUGUGCAAAGUUGGAUGCCGAAGAGAUUUCGGACCGGCUGAACUUCGGCUUGCUUGGACACAUCGACGAAGACGAGGAGCAGCCUUCCUCACUCCCAUCGAGUGGGUACUUCAGCUCAGACAUGAUCCGACAAAUGGGCCAAGGCAUGCUCGCGCAGAUGCCGCGGGACCCGAGAGGUGAGCCUUGCAGCACCAGUCCGGAAGCUGCGGACGCGCCGCCGUGGCCGCUCGAGCAGCCUCGAGUCGGCAUGGCCGCACGAUUGAUGAAGUCCGACGCCGAGUCUCAACGAGGCGAUGCGGGCAACCUUCUGCGCGCGAAUCGUCUGCGAUUUCGGUAA
This is a messenger RNA of Symbiodinium sp. CCMP2456, 4443 nucleotides long. Lineage: Eukaryota; Dinophyceae; Suessiales; Symbiodiniaceae. The record is from the annotation of a GenBank genome assembly.